UCGGACUUGUUCUGGCCACGCCACAAGCAUACUGACAACAAGACUAUUUUUACUCCGUAUAAUUUUCAGGGGUAAAAAACGAGGUGUCAAAUCGUCACGAGAGCACCGUGUUCAAUAACAAAACCCCCGUGGCCUUAAGGACUCGAGCCCCGUACUCACCUUGUCCCACCUGUCUUUAUCUCGUUCAUCUCUCUCCAUGUGUCGCUGAAAAAACAAGACAAGAGUACGGGUGACAAACAAGGAAGUUGACCAUUAGUUGGUGUUUCCCCGUCCGGCGUAUUACUCACCUCGACCUUUUUUCGGGAGUUCGACAACACCACUAGAUCGUUUUCGGAAGGCGGACGACAAGUACUGAGUAGAGUAUCUUGCGAACUACUUGGCUCCUUUAUUACCAUUCACCACGAAUACCCUCUUUCAUUCUCCUUAAACGGAAUCAUUUCGAGUGCAAAAGCCAAGAUGCCUCGAGUUUUUCUCAUCACCGGUUGUUCCACCGGUUUCGGGAGAGAAUACGCCCAGCAAGUCUUGGACCGUGGAGAUCGAGUGGUCGCGACCGCCAGGGACCCCGACAAGAUUCCUCUACAGAACGCCACCCCAGACAACCACCUCGCCCUCCGACUCGACGUGACCGACCCGGAGAGCGUCAGGGCGGCCUUCGCCUCGGCCCUGUCCAAGUUCGGCCGGGUCGACGUCGUCGUCAACAACGCCGGGUACGGCCUGGCCGGUUGCUUCGAAGCCUACACCGACGGUCAGGUCCGACGGCAGAUGGAGAUCAAUUUCUUCGGCCUGAUCGACGUCACCCGGGAAGCCAUGAGGGUCAUGAGGGACUGUCAAUCCCCCCCGGGCGGGCUGAUCCAACAGGUCACCAGCAUAGGGGGUCAGAGGGGCGUGCCGCUCUUCAGUGUUUACUGUGCCAGCAAAUGGGCGGUCGAGGGCUUCACCGAGGCCGUCAGCCUGGAGGUGAAACCCGAAUGGAACAUUCGGUUCACGUGCGUCGAACCGGGCGGGUUCAGGACGGACUGGGCCGGCCGGAGUAUGCAAUUCGCAGACACUCAUCCAGCUUAUGAUCACAUGAAUGCAAUGGAACGCAUGGCGGCUCGUCAUGGUAACCAAGCGGGUGACCCUGUAAAAGGUGCCAAGGCAAUGUACGAACUGGCCUCGAUGAAAGAUCCUCCCUUGAGAUGUGUCAUUGGUAGUGAUGCCUAUGCCGCAAUCAUGAACAAACUAGAACAGUACGAACAGAAUUACAAAAAGUACGAGACCCUGAGCAACUCCACCGACGUCGACGGUCACAAGCCCGCACCAAACCCUUAUACUUCUUCUUGAGAGGCACGUGGCCGAGGGGAUAAAAUAGAAAGAGAGAGAGAGAGAGGGAGAGAGAGAGAGAGGGAGAGAGAGAGGGAG
Molecule: messenger RNA, 1401 nt
Organism: Exophiala oligosperma
Lineage: Eukaryota; Fungi; Ascomycota; Eurotiomycetes; Chaetothyriales; Herpotrichiellaceae
Exons: 4
Coding region: 457-1323 (288 amino acids)
Molecular function (GO): oxidoreductase activity
Source: RefSeq, a predicted model, not a curated record